GCCUGAUGGAUAAUCAAAUUGCCGAAUUGGAUAUUUGCUGUGUGAGUGGGCGCCGAGAUGAUGAGUCGUACCUGUUACAUCCAUAGGGCGCUGGCGUCAAAGCGUAGCUUUGCUUCUGACGACGGCAUCACUAAUCGUACGGCCCAACCCUCUGCUGUCACCCCGAAGCACCACACCCGCUUCGCACGACCGUGUUGUCGUCAAUGCGCUCACUGAUCCGCCUUGCCAAGCGUUUAUCCGGCACUCGUGCACUCCUAUUACACCAGUGUCUUACUGAAGGAUCGUUGAGCAUGGCCCCGCAGACAGCAGCGCACCUUGCACGGACGACCAACUGCUGGCUAUUCAAGAGCGAGCCGGACGCGCGGUACGAAAAGGGUAAAGACAUCUCCUUCAGCAUUGAUAAAUUCGAAAAAGUGGGGACGGAGAGCUGGGAUGGAGUACGGAAUGCGCAAGCUAGUGGGUUCAUGAAGAAUAAUAUGCGAAAUGGACAUAAAGCAUUGUUUUAUCACAGCAGUUGCGCGGUUCCAGGUGUUGCUGGUCUUGCAGAAAUAUGCAAGGAAGCGUACCCCGAUCAUACCGCCUUUGACACCAAAUCACCAUACCAUGACCCAAAGUCAUCGAGAGAGACGCCGCGAUGGUACAUGGUCGACGUCAAGUUCGUUGAACGUUUAGAGCACUUUGUACCGUUGUCCGUCUUGCAACAGAUCGGUGCAGGACUGUCACAUCUCACGAUAGAGCAGCGCAAGGACAUCGCUUAUCUUUCGGAUGAACAGAUCCACAACAUCGGCCAAAUGCCCUUGUUGAUGCCAGGGCGUCUGAGUGUUCAGAAGCCGGUCCUGCCAAUUGCUUUUGAGGCGAUUGUGCAGAUGGGCAAAAGCGGCGGCUUUGCUCACUGGACGCCGUCCAAAGGCAAAAAAGCGAAAAAACAGGAAACGGCUAAGCCAGGGGAAGAGCAGGGCCCGAAGAACCCACCCUCAAAAUCAAGAUUUGCGGGUGCACCCAGCAAGCGCAAAUCGGAC
Messenger RNA from Tilletiaria anomala UBC 951, 1019 nucleotides. RefSeq names its product DUF55-domain-containing protein. The record is from RefSeq and is a predicted model, not a curated record. Gene Ontology annotation, cellular component: nucleus. The transcript has 5 exons. The annotation marks the transcript as partial. NCBI's taxonomy places the organism in Eukaryota, Fungi, Basidiomycota, Exobasidiomycetes, Georgefischeriales, Tilletiariaceae.